UUGAUGGGAGAACCAUUGCCGGCCUAUCAGUAAUUCGAUAUAAUAUAGAAACCAUUGCCGGCCUUUUACCACCUAUCAAAGUUAGAAAUCUACUGUGAUUUAUUUCAUUAAAAUUCGUCAAGUUGAUAAAAACAAAAAACAAUGCAUUGCCAGCCCAUGACACCUACAUAGUCAUGCUCUCCAUUUCUCAUAUUUAAUUAUAGAUCAGAAGGGGCAACAAGAAUUCAAGAUAUUUUUUUGUAUUCCUUCACAGAUUUGAGUUUGUGAAAUGAGUUUUCUUGUAAAAGUUGGGGAAAAGGUAAAUCAGAAAUGGUUGAUGGCACAGUUGGUUUUUUGGCUGAGAACUUCACAAGGCUUCUCACAGACGAGGUAAAGUUGUUUCGUGGUGUGGAGAAACAAGUCAGGUCACUCCAAAGUGAGCUCAAAAUGACAAUAUCUUCCUCAAAACUUCGGAAGAAAAACGAAAUAAGAACGACAUACCGAAAGAGGUUGUCAAUCAAAUAAGGGAUGCUGCUCAUGAGGCUGAGAGGACGUUAUAGACAUGUGCAUCGUUGAAGUCAUAAAACAAAGAAGGAGAAACUUCAUAGGAGAGUUCAUCCAUAGUUUCGACCAUGCAAAUAUGCUUCACCAUGCUGCAAGCAAUAUAACAAACAUCAAAAACAUAAUCAGAGAAAUUUACAACAACAGAAACAUGUAUGGAAUUGAAGAAGAAGCUGAAGCCAGCAGUGGAGAUGCAGAGCAGGCAUAUCAAUUGCUUGAAAGACGUAGGAGAUAUCUUGAGGAAGAUGAUGUUGUUGGAUACGUUGAUGACACAGAAACGUUGGCAAAGAAGCUUAUACAAGGUACUCCACAACGUGAUGUAAUUUCAAUCAUCGGUAUGGGUGGCUUAGGUAAGAGCACGCUUGCCAAAAAAGUCUAUAACAAUAGUAAUGUCAAGAAUCACUUUCGUUGUCAAGCAUGGGUUUAUGUAUCUCAAGAAUACAAAAUAAGAGAAUUGUUGCUUAGCAUACUAAAGUGUUUGAUACCAAUAUCAGAAGAAAUUUAUGAAAUGCCAGAUGAAGAACUGAAAAGAACACUAUGUGAGAAUUUGAAAGGAAAGAGGUACCUUUUAGUCAUGGAUGAUAUCUGGAAAACACAGGUGUGGGAUGAGAUAAAAGAUUCUUUUCCUAAUGAAUUAACUGGAAGUAGAAUUCUGAUUACCAGCCGUAUAAAAGAAGUGGCCAUGUAUGCUAGCAAAAAUGAUCCUCACUUUCUUCGGCUUCUAAAUGAAAAUGAAAGUUGGGAACUUUUCUGUAAGAAGAUGUUUCGAGGAGAAAGCUGCCCUUCUAAUUUGGAAGAACUUGGGAAACAAAUUGUAAGAUGUUGUAAAGGUUUACCAUUGUCUAUUAUUGUAUUGGGAGGCAUUCUAGCACUUAAAGAGAAGUCAUAUUUUACAUGGUCAAAAUGGCUUUGUCGUGACAAUCUUAUCCAGGAUAAAACUCAAUGUUUAGACAUUCUAGGUCUAAGCUACAUCGACUUGCCACGAUACUUGAGAUCAUGCUUUUUGAAUGUCGGUGUGUUUCCAGAAGACUAUGAGAUCUCUGCGAGGCAGUUAACCAAAUUAGGGAUAGCAGAGGGAUUUAUACAAGGAACUUGCAAUAGAGAAGAAGAGGAUGUUGCAGAAGACUACUUGGAGGAGCUCAUUGAUCGAAGCUUAAUCCAAGUGGCAAGCAGAAGAUCAGAUGGAGGUGUAAAGACAUGUCGUAUCCAUGAUCUUUUACGUGAUUUCUGCAUUAAGGAAGGUGCUCAGCAGAAGUUUCUUGUUGUUCAUUCAAAUCCUAAACAUUCAUUAACCAACAAACCCCGAAGAGUUUCCAUCCUGUGUGAGACUUCUCAAUGCCUUUCCCUGGACCAUUGGGAUCCAUCAUGUGCCCGUUCAUUGCUUCUCUUUAACAGCCAAUUGAACUUCGACACAAACCACUGGAGAUGGAUUUACAAAGGCUUCAAGCUGAUUCGAGCUUUGUAUCUUAAGAAAUUGGUUUCUUCAAUUCCAAAACAACUUGGAAAGUUGAUCCAUCUAAGGUACUUGAUGAUAGAUGGGGAUAAAUAUGAUCGUCUGAAUGCUAUUCCAGCUUCCAUAUGUAAGCUUCCAUUUCUACAAACAAUUGACAUAAAAUUCUGUGUCAUCAACUGGCUUCCAAAAGACAUAUGGAGGAUGAAACAGCUAAGAUAUCUGAAAAUCUCCAAAGGAAUACGCUUGCCUGUCCCCCGGAUAACAAUGUAUGAAAGUACUCUAAGUAACCUCCAAGUCCUAUCCAGGCUAGUUGUUACUUCCCAAACUGUCUCUCUCGUGACCAAAUGCAGAUUCCCAAAUGUAAGGAAAUUGAAUUUAGGACAUGAUGAUAAUAAUCUGAGUGAAGAUAAGCAGAAAGCAUUAUUGGCAAGCCUUGAAAAAUUACAAAGCCUUGAAACUCUGAAAAUCAGUGGGUUCAGAAUAGUGCAGCCACAUUUUGAUAUAUUCCCAUCAAAUCCUACCAAGAUAAGCAUCGACCAGUGUUACUUGGAUAGAGACCACAUGAGAAUGUUAGGAAGACUUACCAACCUUAGAGUCCUGAAGAUAACAAUGGCAGGACCUAUGUCCAUCAGUUGCAUUUCAGGUGAAUUUCCUCAGCUGGAAGUGUUUCAAAUGGUUCAUGUGGAUAUUCCAGUCUGGGCAAUGGAAAGUGGUUCGAUGCCAAACCUUCAGCGUUUGGUGAUAAAGGGAUGCAAAGACUUGAGAUAUCUGCCACAGGAACUCUGUUGCAUAACUACUCUGCGACUGGUAGAGGUUUCACAGGUAUCUGCAGAAUUGAUAACUAGCAUCAGGAAAUAGAAUCUGAACACUGCAUGUAAACUCCUUAUCACUACAACAAGCAUCUGAAAUGUGCUGCCAAGGUUCUCUCUUUAAUUUUUUGUUUCAAUAUGAGUUUUCGUGAUGUAUCUACAUGUUAACUGUUGUUAAUCCAACACCUUAUGCAUGUGAUGAAUAAGUUUCAAAAAAUUUGGAAAGAAGAAAUCUUAUUCUUCGUGAACAAUGUUUUGGUGUUGUAAUAUGAACAUUAUCUAUGCAAAUCUUUUAUUUCUUCAGACAAAAGGCUGAAAUUUCAUUAAUAACGAAGAGAAGUUACAUCUUCAGUAUAGAGUCUAUACAGAACUAAAGGAAGAGCAGACUCCAAAGAAGGAGAUCCAAUUAGCAACCUUAU
This is a messenger RNA of Ziziphus jujuba (common jujube), 3221 nucleotides long. RefSeq names its product putative late blight resistance protein homolog R1B-16. NCBI's taxonomy places the organism in Eukaryota, Viridiplantae, Streptophyta, Magnoliopsida, Rosales, Rhamnaceae. The coding region runs from base 542 to 2851 and encodes 769 amino acids. Gene Ontology annotation, biological process: defense response to other organism. The transcript has a single exon. Gene Ontology annotation, molecular function: ADP binding. The record is from RefSeq and is a predicted model, not a curated record.